Messenger RNA from Panicum virgatum (switchgrass), 715 nucleotides. RefSeq lists its product as uncharacterized. The transcript has a single exon. Bases 174 to 533 code for a protein of 119 amino acids. NCBI's taxonomy places the organism in Eukaryota, Viridiplantae, Streptophyta, Magnoliopsida, Poales, Poaceae. The record is from RefSeq and is a predicted model, not a curated record.
UUCCAGCUCCGACCCGGACACGCGCCCCACCCUACGCCGCCCGCGUCGGACUCGAACCUACACGGCCGCGCAUAAAUGCUCAAGCCCGCCGCCGCCAACAUACGACGUCACAAACUACUCAUCCCGUGCCACGCAAGAAAGGAUCGGAACUCGCAGCGGCGGCGGCAACCAAGAUGGCGGCCUCUCGACAUGACGCGAAGCAGGCGGAGCAAGAGGCAACCGUGGUGCUCCGGUGCUUCGACGGCGUGAUGGUCCCCGUGCCGACGGCGCUCGCGCGGCGGCGCUCGGAGCUGGUGGCCGCCGCGGCCGGGCAGCGCGUCGUCGACGUGCCGGGAAACGUCUACGGCCCCGUCGUCGCCAUGGUGGCCGCGUACUGGGAGGGCCACGCCGCGGCGACGAGCACCGCCGCCGCUGCGACGUUCGACGCCGCGUUCCUAGCGGGGCUGCGGCACGACGCGCUCGUGGACCUCAUCCACGCCGCGCACCAGCUGGGCGACGCCGCGCUCUUCGAACUCUUCAGGUCCCGGGCCUGAGCGACCAAGAACUCUCCCCCACCAUCGGAUCAAGCUCUUGUGGUCCAAGUUAAUCGAGUUUCUACAAAGCGGGUUUUGUAGUGUCCCAAGCGUUCCAGUUUCCUGUUUUUUCUUUCUUCUGUAGUAGUACCAGUGUUUUGCCAAGAGGACGAAGUUUUGAUUAUAAUUAUCGGAAUUUUAUA